AUGAAGCCCGUUGUUUCCGCCUUGAACGCCUGGUCUUGUGUCAUUAUCUCCGUCUUCGCAAUCGUCAUCCUCUCAGUUCUCGGCUCGCUAUACAGCAGCAAUAACCACGCAUACACGGGAUCAAAAGACGAACCUGAAGAUGGUCCUGCCGUCGCCGCUUCCAUUUACACCGCUGUGAUCGUCUACGCUGUACGUCAUAACCCCUCCCUGAGCUCCGAUGGGGUCGUCACACGAGAAAGGAAUUGGUUACUGACAAUGCGCUUUUUUGGCUCACAGGGCUUCUUCGUUUUCUGCGGUUUCCAAGCUUAUCUUCACAUGCGAGACAGCAGGGGAGGUGCUAUAUCUCUCCAUUGA
Molecule: messenger RNA, 354 nt
Organism: Penicillium coprophilum
Lineage: Eukaryota; Fungi; Ascomycota; Eurotiomycetes; Eurotiales; Aspergillaceae
Exons: 3
Coding region: 1-354 (117 amino acids)
Source: RefSeq, a predicted model, not a curated record